Molecule: messenger RNA, 2331 nt
Organism: Diorhabda sublineata
Lineage: Eukaryota; Metazoa; Arthropoda; Insecta; Coleoptera; Chrysomelidae
Product: gamma-aminobutyric acid receptor alpha-like
Exons: 9
Coding region: 523-2145 (540 amino acids)
Biological process (GO): chemical synaptic transmission; nervous system process; signal transduction
Cellular component (GO): membrane; neuron projection; synapse
Molecular function (GO): neurotransmitter receptor activity; extracellular ligand-gated monoatomic ion channel activity; GABA-A receptor activity
Source: RefSeq, a predicted model, not a curated record
UAUUUAUCAAAUAUUCACUUAUACUUGAUAUCACAAUAAAUGAAGAAUGUGUAAAGGAAUCACAAUAGUUUUUAAUAUUUUGAAAAUAAUCUUGCCAGUUUUAUUAACAGUAGCUUAUUAUAUAAAAUAUUUGACAACGUCGCCAUUAUUCUAAAAACAACCGCGAGAAAGGUUUCUAAAAAAUCAAUACUAACGUGGGAUUUUUAAAUCCAUAUUAACGAUUAGUUUUCGAUCUUUUUCUAGCCCUCGAAUAUCGUUACGUGAUCUCUGUCUAGCGACUUACACUAGUAGUAAACGAACAUACCACAAGGAUUGCACCGGUUAUACUUCGAACACAGCAGUAAAAUUUUCAACCAUUUUUUGUUCAAUAUGUACGUUAGAUAUGAAUUGUGCGUUAGAUUUAGUUUGCAGAUUGCAUAUAGUUGUAGUUUCGCGAGUAAAAAAUAGAAAGUUUGUAAAACUUAUGUGGUUGUCAUUUCGGAAUAUGUGGGUGGGAAACAUUCUGUAUUUUUCAAUUAACUAAUGAGAAAAAGAUCGUUGAUUUCUGGUUUGGAAUCGUUGUUCCUGCGUCACGGUUUACCUCUGGAACGGAACGUUCUCAAUCAAAACGUAUCUUUACGAAACGUCAUUAUUAAUUUCAAUCCUGGUAAGGAUAACGACGUAAUCAAUACUUCUACGAGGGUAAAUCGAUCUAAUAGAUCCGUCGAUGUCGUCAGCAAAAAUAUUUCUUUGGUAUUGGAGAAUUUGUUGGAAAAUUACGAAAGCAGUCAAUUACCAACUCACGGCAGAAAUGGCCCCACCGUUGUUCAAACAAAUAUAUUGAUAAGAAGCAUGGGGCCGAUAUCGGAAUUAGACAUGGAAUACUCCAUGGAUUGUUAUUUCCGUCAAUAUUGGAGAGAUCAGAGAUUAUCGUUUUUGGGACCGAUAAAAUCUCUUUCUCUUUCGAUAAAAAUGUUGGAGAGAAUUUGGCGACCGGACACUUAUUUUUACAACGGCAAAAAUUCCUAUGUACAUACAAUAACCGUUCCCAAUAAACUCCUGAGGAUAAGUCGGGACGGGGACAUCCUCUAUUCCAUGAGACUAACAAUCAAAGCGAAAUGUCCUAUGGAAUUGAAAAGUUUCCCGAUGGACAGACAAUCGUGUCCGUUAAUAUUCGGAAGUUAUGCUUAUACUUCGAAAGAUUUGAUUUAUCUAUGGCAAAACGGAGAUAGCGUCAAUUUCGUAAGCGGUAUGACGUUAUCUCAAUUCGAUCUCAUCAGUUCGCCGUAUCGAAAUAUCACGAUAAACAGACGAGAAGGUGAAUUUUCGGUUUUAGAAGUUUCUUUCAAUUUACAACGUCAUACAGGGUAUUUUUUAAUUCAAGUAUACGUACCGUGUAUUUUAAUCGUUGUAUUAUCGUGGGUGUCUUUUUGGAUACAUCGAGAAGCGACUAGCGACAGAGUGGGUCUAGGUAUAACCACCGUACUUACCAUGUCUACCAUCAGUUUGGAUUCGAGAACCGAUCUACCAAAAGUCAGAUACGCCACUGCUUUGGAUUGGUUUCUCUUAAUGAGUUUCUUUUACUGCAUAGCAACACUCCUAGAAUUCGCCGGCGUACAUUAUUUCACCAAAGUAGGUAGCGGCGAGAUCCCAAUAGACGAAGACGAUUGGGAGGAUUGUCCCGAAUCCGAAGGUGUUUCGAAUAAAACGGAAACUGAGUUCGAACCGGCGAAUAAAGACGAAAGACCCCGACGAAGAAAUUCGUUAAUUUGCCCGAUAUACAACGUGAAUUUGCACUGCGAAAAAAGGUCUUCGCUUGUUUUGGCGCAAGAUUCGUCGCUUCCCCCCUCCGCUGUUCGCUUGACCGUGGAAAGAACUACGCAAACGGAAAACAAACUGCCCAAAUGGAAGCAGCUUUUGUAUUGUCUGAAAGGAGACGACAAAUUCAGGAGACAGAGACAACGCGAAGCGGCUACCUCGAACGGCGCAGGUAGUCAACACGGCAGGGUCAGACACGUCAACAGCGUUUCUCUAAUAGAUAGAACCGCCAGAAUUGUAUUUCCGGCGUCUUUUUGUUUUUUCAAUUUAUUUUAUUGGAUGGCUUAUUUUACCACGCAGGAAAAAUUCGAAUGGGGCGACAACAAAUUGACUUCCGUCAAUCAUUAAAUCGUUUCGAUAUUUGACAAUUGACAUUCGACAACGUGAACUACCCAAUCGAACGAUCGCAAAAAAUGACAUUUGACGCGGAACGUUUCUGUGUCAAAAGAAUGACAUUUGACAUUUCAAAUCGUGAUCGUGAAUCAUCUAGUUCCAUGUCAAAGUCUUCUUUUACCAAUUUCUCAAGUGCUUUCA